UGUACUAUUUAUAGCUUUAAUUUCACUCUUGGUUACCUACGUAGUUCUGAAUUGAAAUUGACAGUGUUUAUGUACACUCUACAGGGUAUAGAGCGGCUAUGUUUUAUACACUACAGUUUAACUCUGAUAGGUUUUAUCUCUACAGGGAAAAUAGCAAAUAUCAAACUGCAGCGGGGAAAAAAGAACGGUAUACAGUAUUUUUACAUCCAUGUUCCUUCUUGACUUUUUGACAGAGUGUAUGACUGCCACGCCCCCUUGCUGGUACGCCUACAACGUGACGUUGGACGAUUCCUUUAAUGGGCGUAGCGGAGGGACAACCCUUGUCAGGAGAACAGCUUUAACCUCGGCUCCCUACCUCGCUGUGGUGUUGUGCAGUAGUACAAGGUACAAGUUAUUCCUUGCUGCUAACUUAACAACGACAUUUUUAAACAUUGGAGACGGGAAUGGAUCAGGGGAGGAUCAUUGUGAACUCGUGGGCGGGUCUGAAUCCACAGCGGUAACUGCGGGAGAUUACGUUAACUCUCCAGCUGUUUCAGGUGCACCUUAA
Molecule: messenger RNA, 547 nt
Organism: Ostrea edulis (European flat oyster)
Lineage: Eukaryota; Metazoa; Mollusca; Bivalvia; Ostreida; Ostreidae
Product: fibronectin type III domain-containing protein 1-like
Exons: 2
Coding region: 209-547 (112 amino acids)
Source: RefSeq, a predicted model, not a curated record